Messenger RNA from Centruroides sculpturatus (bark scorpion), 1145 nucleotides. RefSeq names its product splicing factor 3B subunit 4-like (gene Spx). Gene Ontology annotation, biological process: positive regulation of mRNA splicing, via spliceosome. Gene Ontology annotation, molecular function: RNA binding. NCBI's taxonomy places the organism in Eukaryota, Metazoa, Arthropoda, Arachnida, Scorpiones, Buthidae. The record is from RefSeq and is a predicted model, not a curated record. The transcript is spliced from 7 exons. Gene Ontology annotation, cellular component: U12-type spliceosomal complex; nucleolus. Bases 180 to 944 code for a protein of 254 amino acids.
GUUUGUCGUUGCAUGCUGUGUGUACUCAACGAUAGUUUUCUCUACGAUUUUUAUACAAUCAAGUUAUUUAGUUUUUUCUUAUCUCACUUAAUAUAUAUUUGUUUGGCUACUUUUGGGCUCGUCUUGCAUCAUUUGAAAAUUACAGCUGGCAACACUAAAUUCGAAUAGAUGUCGUAGUGAUGGCUGCCGGACCGAUUGCGGAACGUAAUCAAGAUGCCACAAUUUAUAUUGGUGGACUUGAUGAAAAAGUGUCCGAAGCUAUUUUAUGGGAAUUAUUUGUUCAAGCUGGACCUGUUGUAAACGUCCAUAUGCCAAAAGACAGAGUAACAGGACAACACCAAGGUUAUGGUUUUGUAGAAUUCAUGGGAGAAGAAGAUGCCGAUUAUGCAAUUAAAAUUAUGAAUAUGAUUAAACUUUAUGGGAAACCUAUAAGAGUAAACAAGGCAUCAGCUCAUCAAAAAAAUUUGGAUGUCGGCGCUAAUAUAUUCAUCGGAAAUCUUGAUCCUGAAGUUGAUGAGAAGUUACUGUAUGACACAUUUAGUGCAUUUGGUGUCAUUUUACAGACUCCUAAGAUAAUGAGAGAUCCUGAAACAGGAAAUUCAAAGGGGUAUGCCUUCAUCAAUUUUGCUAGUUUUGAAGCCUCAGAUGCUGCUAUAGAAGCAAUGAACGGGCAGUAUCUAUGUAAUAGACCUAUUACAAUAUCUUACGCAUUCAAAAAAGAUUCAAAAGGAGAAAGACAUGGUUCAGCAGCAGAACGUCUUCUAGCUGCUCAGAAUCCACUUUCUCAUGCAGAUAGACCUCAUCAAUUGUUUGCCGAUGCACCUCCACCACCGUGUGCACCAGUGGUAGCACCAAUGGCUGCACCACCACCGCCGCCACCACCAAUGGUUGGACUUCCUCCUCCGCCAAUGACAGUGGUUACAUCUGGUAAAUUAAGUACAUAAUCAUUAAUUCAAAAAAAUUCACAUGUAGUAAACUCAAUAUCUUUAAAAGUGUUUUCUAGAUAUCAAAAUAACCAUAAAUGAUUCCAUAACUUCUCUUUUAAAAUAGGAAUACAGUCGACCCUCCCAUAACACUGUUGACGAUUCCAUUUUAUAUGAAUUUCAUGUUGUACGAGUCACUUAGAUUUUACAAAUCCAUGAGCU